This is a messenger RNA of Lates calcarifer (barramundi perch), 1443 nucleotides long. RefSeq names its product saxitoxin and tetrodotoxin-binding protein 2. NCBI's taxonomy places the organism in Eukaryota, Metazoa, Chordata, Actinopteri, Centropomidae. The record is from RefSeq and is a predicted model, not a curated record. The coding region runs from base 66 to 1346 and encodes 426 amino acids. The transcript is spliced from 12 exons.
AACUUCCCUCCUCAGUGUACUGUCCUGACAGAGCAGGGUGUGUUUGAUUUUUGUCUCAGAGCAGGAUGUGUUGUGUUGUGAAGCGUGCGGUGCUGCUGCUGCUGCUGGCGGCGGUGAUCGGCUCCGACCCGGUGCCGGUUCCUGAAGACUGUGAAGGUCUGAAAACACCGCUGCCAUCUAAAGACCUGCACAAGGUUUUCGGGGACUGGGUUCUGGUCUGGUCCAUCGCAGACCAUCCGCAGGGCUGGGACCUGCUGCCAAACGUUACCAGCUCCCAUGUUGAGCUCCAGCUCCUCGCCGACAACAAAACCAUCGUGUUCACCGAGAGGAACUUGUACACUGAUAAGUCAUGUGCCACCUACGUCAUCAACAUGUCGAUGCCCUCUGACCCCUCCGACUCCGAGCACCACACACUGCCCACCGAGUCUGCAACGGUGGAGAAGGACGGAGUUGUUCAACCCUACAACGACUCAGGUGUAGUGGAUGUUUAUGAGAGCUGCGCCGACUGUCUGGUUGUGAUCUACAAAAACAUACAUGGACAAUACCUGCUUAUCUACAGGAGGGAGGGGCAUCAUUUGGACGCUGAGCAGUUGAAAGCCGACCACGGUCAUCACAGGAAACAGGCCGAGUGUCUGGGACUCCCUCACGACAAACCGUUCAUCUAUGACGGAGCUGCAGAUUUUUGUCAUAAGAAAUCUUCUCCAGAACGAGCGGUGCUGCUGCUGCUGCUGGCGGCGGUGAUCGGCUCUGACCCGGUGCUGGUUCCCGAGGACUGUGAAGGUCUGAAUAAACCACUGCCAAGAAAUGACCUGCACAAAAUUUUUGGGGACUGGGUUCUGGUGUGGUCCGUCUGUGACCCUCCAAUAGCCUGGUACGAGGAGUCACAAAUUAAGAGUUCCCACGUUGAGUUCCGGCUCCUCCCUGACAACAAAACCAUCGUGUUCAAUGAGAGGAACCUUCUUGUAGGUAAUUCCUGUUCUAACUUCAUCUUCAACAUGUCUGUGUCCUCUGAGCCCUCCCACAACCACACACUGCUAACGGACGCUGCCACGAUGGAGGUCGAUGGAACUGUGCAGCCUUUCAACUACACAGGUGUACUGGAGUUGUACGAGAGCUGCCCUGACUGUCUGGUUAUGGUCAAUAAAGGCUCCAUAUUUGGCCAAUUCCUGAUGAUUUACAGGAGGGAGGGGCAUCAUUUAGAUUUUGAAAAGUUGAAAGCCGACCACGGUCAUCACAGGAAACGGGCCGACUGCCUUGGAUUCUCUGACAGUAAACCAUUCAUCUAUGACGGAGCUGCAGAUUUUUGUCAUAAGAAAUCUUCUCCAGAAGUGAAGCAGGAGUCCUGAGUGAAGAUGAUGUUACAAACCAACAUCUUGUUGAAUCAGAAAGUGUCAACUUGUAUCAGAAAAGUUAUUCACAAAUAAAGUAAGAGCAGGUUCUGAA